AUGGAGGGACUGAGCAGGCGGAAGCGCCGUGGUGGCAGCGGGAUGGCCCGCAGCCUGCCAGUUUUCUCCAUUCAAGACAACCCCUUUGGGGAUGGUCUCCUGGGUCAGAGCCACUACUGGCCAUCCCAAAGCCAAACCUGGUGCCCCAAGGCCUUGAGUCCAUCCUGGACCUAGAGAUCCAGGCUCCCAGCAGUUCCCAAGGCUGUAGCCACAGCUCCCAACUCCCCUGAGCUGUUUGAAGAGUCCUGGCCCUCUGGCUCAGGGACUCCUUCCCCACCCAGCACCUCUAAGGGACAGAUGGGGGUUUCCCCACUGCCUACCCCCGUUGACAGCGGAGACUCUGUGGUGGCAAAGUGCAUAAACCGGUUCCGCCAGGCUCAGCCCACAAGCCGGGAGGAACGCCAGCCUGCAGGCCUAACCCCAGGUGACUUUUGGUGGCUGAGGCCCGAGUCUCCAGAUCCCAGCAGUCAGCUCGCGGCAGCAGGGGCCAGUAAACACGAAAGAAGACCCAGCACAACCGUCCCGACUCCAGCCCAAGUGACCAGCACAUCCCAGGCUAUGGACCUCCUUCAGGAAAGAAAGCAGAGCCUCAGCACAUGGGACUCACCCCUGCUGGACCUGGAGACGCUGAGCCUGCAGAGCAGAGCUGCCAGGCUACUCCAGCGCAGCCAGGCCUCCACCUCCUCCUCCCUCAGCCCCAGCGACGCCAGCAGCUCCUCAUUCCCUGCCAGCUCGGAUGGCCUCUCCCCCUGUUCUGUGACCUUCACCGCUAACGCCAGCAAGGACUUUGGCCCCGGGAUACCCGCAACCCCGGUACCGGCUCCCACCCCAGCUCCCGCGUCAGUUUCCUCGAGGGCACCCCUGCGGCCAGAGGAUGAUAUUCUGUACCAGUGGCGGCAGCGGAGGAAACUUGAACAGGCACAGGCUCGAGGGGGCCAGGGUGAUGGACCCUGGGUGCCUUCCAGGACCCCUGCCUUCACUGGGAUCAGUCCUGCCCCUGCGGAAACCCUUGGUCCGCUGGGGACCCAACCUAAUUGUGUCCCCCUGUGGGGCAGUGUGGCCCAGCCUGGUCCCCCGGAGGCCUUCUGUAUGGCGAGGCCUCUUAUUCCCCCGGGGUCCUCGCCACACAUGCUCUGGGGCCCCAGCCCCCACGGGUUCUUCUGGGUCCCGCAGCCUGGCCCCUGGGUAUCUCUCGCGGCGGUUCCUCCUGCACCGCCGUCCUCCACCGCCGCACCCCCUGUAGCCCCCCAAAAGCAGCCCAGCCCAGCGUCUGGCAGCCUCGCCCAGCCCGAGAGGCAGGACCCCAGGCCUCGGAGGAGCAGAGCCCGACGCCAGGAGCCUACCGGGCGAGUCGCGACAGCUAGCCCAGGACCUGGCCCGCAGCUCAGGGGCGCUCUGGGCCAGGUAGUGGCGGCUCGGCUGUUCCCAGACGGCCCAGAGGAGACGCCCCUUCGCCUGCAGGGCCCGUCUGCACCUGAGGCUGAAUUUCCGAAGGUCAAAGCAACACCCCCUCAAGCCAAGGUCCGGUCCCCUCACUCAGAGGCCACGGUCCCUCUGCCUGAAACACGGUUUCCGCAGACUGAGACCCCGCCCCGCCGGUCUAAGGCCGGGCCAGAGAAAACCCGCGCCCCGCCCCGCCCCAGGGAGUCGGCUGCAGCCGGGUGUCCGCCCCCCAAGGCCCAGCCCCUCGCGCUCCAGGUGGAGUCUCCCGGGGCUGCGCCCGCCGCUGACCCCACCCCCUCGGAGGACCUGCUGUCCCAGGCCGCGCGGCUCCUGGAGGCCGCUGAAGAUUCCGACGGCAGUGAGUUCCAGGACGACCCCGUGCUGCAGGUGCUAAGGGCUCAGAGGGUGGAGCUGCGGCGGCAGAAAAGGAAAGUGGACGCCAGAUUAUCCUGCUUGCUAGGCCACGUCGAGGACCCGGGAUCUCGGUCCCCUUCAGCCAGUUAACCUCCCAGGUCCCCAAGGAGGCAGCAGCGAAGGGAAGGAGUCUCCCUCGAGGCUAGACGACUUUGA
This is a messenger RNA of Trichechus manatus latirostris (Florida manatee), 2013 nucleotides long. RefSeq names its product proline and serine rich 3 (gene PROSER3). The record is from RefSeq and is a predicted model, not a curated record. NCBI's taxonomy places the organism in Eukaryota, Metazoa, Chordata, Mammalia, Sirenia, Trichechidae.